This is a messenger RNA of Diversispora eburnea, 236 nucleotides long. Lineage: Eukaryota; Fungi; Glomeromycota; Glomeromycetes; Diversisporales; Diversisporaceae. The record is from the annotation of a GenBank genome assembly.
AUGACUGAAUUGCAUUUUACGAUGGCCAUUGCACAAAGGAGGAUGGAUCAAUCUGCUCUCGCAUCUGAUAUUGCUAUAAUGAAUAAGAUUUUGGAAAAAAUCAAUAAUGUAAAUGAAAUAACAUCAACUGAAUUAUGUAAUCCCUUAACUUCAAAAGCGAAUCAAGAUCGAAUAUUGGGAAAAGUCAUACAAGAUCUCAAACAUAAUUCAACAAAAAUUUUUGUUGAAUCAAUAGA